CUUAAAACCCGAAAUACGAGCUCCGUCCGACUCCAAUGGCGGGUGCUUCUCGCGCCAGCCUCUCCUUCGCCUCACCGCCGGCCGUAACCACCGUCGCUUCCACCUCUGGCGGCAGAUUCCGGCUCCGCCCAAUCCUCGUCGCUUCCUCGUGCCCUUCAUUUCCUUCGAGGUCGCUACGGAGGAAAAAUUACCUGCGUCCUAAAAUCCUCAAAACCCUAACUAAACCCUCGCCAACCGCUCCUCCUCUUCCGGAGAUUGCUGCACCAGCUGAAGAAUUGGAACUCCCCGUCGCUCCUCCUCCUCAAUUGGAGCAAGUUGACGAUGCUCCCUUGGAUGAAGCCCCGAAGGAGGAAGUUUUACCCGCCGGAGAGAUGGAAGAAGUUGAGAGUUAUCGUGCCUUGGAGACUGUUGAUAAUGCUGGAAAUCUUGGGGGCUCAAUUGGUAAGCUACCUGUGAAUUCAGUUUUGAAGUUUGCUGUCUUUUUGCUGGGCUGCUUCGUACUUGAGACGGCAGUUGUUGUGCUGUUUUUUGGAAGCCCCGAGAAGGAAGAGAGGUUGAGAAGUUUGGAUAAGAGAAGGAAUUUAGGGUCUCAGUUUGGGAAUGUGGGUUACAUUGGUGAUGAUGGUGAAUUGGAAGAGAAGGUCAAUGAGAUUAGGGCCAUGGCGAGGGAGGCGAGAAAGAGUGAGAAAUGGCAGGUGGUGGAAAGUGAGCAAGAGAUUGGGAUUGAGAAGGAAGUGAGUGAACGGUUGGUGAAGCUGCAGAAGAAACUGGAUUCCAAGAGGGAUAAGUUGCCUGGACCGAUUGUCGAUUCUCUGGGGCUGUCGGCAAAUCACGAAGACGAUGUAGUUGGAGAAGAUGAAUCUGUGCCAUUGAUGUUCAAGAAAAAGCCUAGAUUUAGAAGCCCGUCAGUCAAUCCCAGGGGCACUCCAAAGGGAUUCUCGGGUUCGGUAAGAGGAAAAGACCUCAAUGGUGCAUCGAGACAGGGUGGUUUCGGGGUUAGUAAAAAUGAUAAGAGCAUGAAAGCUGGGAGUUCUGGAACGAGUUCAUUGAGAAAUGGCGGGAAUUCAAGAAAGGAAAGCGAAUCUGGUGCUGUCCAGGAAGCUACUGAAGGGGUACCUACGACUGAAGUUACCAAAUCACAGAGAAGCGGUAUUGAGAACUAUAAAAUUGGGAGUGUGACGAGAGACAGACAGGAAACCAACAUUAACCCCGACAGCGCAGAUUCUUUGAGUGGCGAUGGUGGAGUAGAUGGCACACAGAAACCUGUGAAGAGUAACUUGAAGGAUAAAAAGGCAGAUCUAGAGACGAAUAUAUGGUGGUCAAAGCUACCUUAUGUUAUGGCUAUCCUUAUGCGCAGAGGGGUGGAAGAUGAAGGAGAAGAGGGCCUUUUUGUUGUACGACAAAGUUCUGAGGCAGCCAACGAAGGGAACUCUUACACUCUUGCAUUUCAAGACCGCUCGGAUGCAAAUAACUUUUGCUUUCUACUUGAAUCUUUUUUCGAGGGUUUAGGUGACUUCAGUGCUGAUAUUGUUCCACUAUCAGUACGAGAACUUACUGAGGCGAUGAAAUCAGAUACCAAGAAAGUACUUGUUGUGAAGAAGGGCCAACUUAAGCUUUACGCUGGUCAACCAUUCAAUGAAGUUGAGAGGGCUUUACAGUCUCUGAUUGAAGAGAAUCAAAGCGAAUAACUGUCAGGUGGUCAGUUUACAGGCUCUGAUUGAAGAGAAUCAAAGCGAAUUAUUGUCAGGUGGUCAGUUUACAGGCUCUUGGUAUUCUUUGUUGUCUGAUGACGAGCUUCUCCUUAUGGAUUCACCGAGUUUUGUAGACUAUAGAAACGAGGAAAGUUUGCUUUUCUUUUGAGACAUCAUCCGAGACCAUAUAUUAGACUGGCAGCUUAUAUUCAGUUAUUGAGAAGUUUGAUAUCGAUCGACUAGUGAGAACUUGUUGUGAACUGUGGCUUGUGUUCAUAUACAUGAAACUGCAACCCAACAAUGUGCACGCAAAUUUUAUCAUUGAGAAUCAUGUAAAAGAGUAUUACAUAGACUGAGAAUUCUGAAACCAUCAUCUCUACAUGUAGAAAAUUUCAAUAGCUUUUACUGUCAUCUACUGCAAACAAUGAAAAUCCUGUGCAGUCAUCUCUUGUACCAGCAGUGAUUUUGGUGAACCAGCAGUGAUCUUGAUCAGAGACUGAGCAUGCACAGGCGCUAAAUACGAUUCGCAGAAGCUCUGCCAUAUCUCCUGCUUCUGCUCUUCAUCUCUUGUAUACACUUCAUAGACAGAAACGACGAUAUUCCUUGCAGCUUCUCUCGCUUCAGGUAGUUUAUCAUUCAGCAACCUUAUAGCCAUUUCAGCCAGUGGUACAAACCCGAAUUCCUUCAUCUCUUCCAUACCC
This is a messenger RNA of Linum tenue, 2392 nucleotides long. NCBI's taxonomy places the organism in Eukaryota, Viridiplantae, Streptophyta, Magnoliopsida, Malpighiales, Linaceae. The record is from the annotation of a GenBank genome assembly.